This is a messenger RNA of Spodoptera frugiperda (fall armyworm), 3520 nucleotides long. Its product is annotated as forkhead box protein F2. The record is from RefSeq and is a predicted model, not a curated record. Lineage: Eukaryota; Metazoa; Arthropoda; Insecta; Lepidoptera; Noctuidae. The transcript has 2 exons. Gene Ontology annotation, biological process: animal organ morphogenesis; regulation of transcription by RNA polymerase II. Bases 308 to 1270 code for a protein of 320 amino acids. Gene Ontology annotation, cellular component: nucleus. Gene Ontology annotation, molecular function: DNA-binding transcription factor activity, RNA polymerase II-specific; RNA polymerase II cis-regulatory region sequence-specific DNA binding.
GAAAAAACGUCAUUUUACAGGACUUCUUCUCAGAACAAGUUGCUUAUAUAUUUAUGUAACUUAUUCUCGUCGAGCCAGUUAAGGCAACAAGUUUCAGUCUCUCUUCAGUUUUUGCGCGUGAUGGGUUAGCGUUUCAGCGAGUAUCGGUUUGCCAAUAAGCUGGAGUAUAGAGGCGGACGUGGGAGUGGUGCCGUGAAGCGGUGGGGCGGCAGCGGGGCGGCGCUGGGCGGCGCGCGGCGAGGCAUUCGGAGGCGGCGCGCGCGCACUGUAAGCUCGCACGCGUACCGACGCACACGCACGAGCACGCAUGAAGACCGAGGACCAAACCACGGAGGAGGCGGCGCGCCGCGCGCCUGCCACCCGAAGACAAGAAAAGCCACCCUUCUCUUACAUAGCCCUUAUAGUGAUGGCUAUACGACACUCGCCAAACAAAAGAUUGACACUCAGCGAAAUCUAUGCGUUCCUGCAGCAACAGUUUCCAUUUUUCCGCAGUUCAUAUCAAGGCUGGAAGAAUUCUGUGCGCCAUAAUUUAAGUUUGAACGAAUGUUUCGUGAAAUUACCCAAAGGCUUGGGCAGGCCGGGGAAAGGGCACUACUGGACGAUCGAUCCAUCAUCAGAAUUUAUGUUCGAAGAAGGUUCGUUCAGAAGAAGACCGCGUGGUUUCCGUCGGAAGUGCCAAGCGUUGAAGCCUCAGUUUGGAAGCGGGAGUUAUCUCUGUGGGGGUGGCGUGCCGGCCCUGCCACCGUCACAGCCGACGGGCUACGAGCUCGCCAGUGGCAGCGGAGCAGGGUCCAGUGGCGGCGGGUCCAUAGACUAUGGUGCGUGCGCGUACUCCCACGCCAGCUCGAGCCAGCAGCUGGCGUACGGCGGGGAGUACUGCGCGUACGGGGCCAUCAACGAGCGCGAGUGGCCGCUGGCGUACGGCGGCGUGGAGGCUGGGUACCGGCCGCCGCCAGCCUCGCCGCCGCCGCACCACGACCUGCCGGACCUCAUCCCGAACUAUCAGUACGCUGUAGCUAAUGAACAUGGCUCAGCCCCGAUGUUCGCCGGGAUGAGAGGAGUACACGGCCAGAUGCUGUCUGGUGGGUCCUCGAUCAGCGGUCUGGGGGGCUUCGGGCUGUCCUCUCCCCUCCCCGCACUGCCUCCUGAACGCAAGGUGUACUCCUCGCCACCACCGACGCCGCUGCCGACUCUGCCGUCACCCGCCUCCGUGCCCACGCCAGGACCACCGCCGUCGUCAUCCAGCUCAGUCCACACGUACUACCAAUAACCAAUAUUUUUAUAUCCCUUUGUAUAUACUUUUUUAACGAGGCCUCUACGACUGUCCUGUGUUGCGGGUGCAAUUGGCACCUGGAAAAGCUUCUUGUGAACGGUGCAAUCAACAGCUUUGCACCACCAGCUGUCGUGUCUAGUUUAGAUAUAAUAUAGUAGCCUAUCGUAAUAUAAUAAGUAUAUUAGUGAAAAUGUAGGCUAUAAGUACUUACUAACGCCUUUAGUGAAGCGAAUACCUAUCACACUUAAUAGUAGAUAACUAGGUGUCUAUCUCACGGUAGGUAAACUUACCCACAUGUAUUAAACGUUCCGAUUUACUCAGAUGCAUACCGAUGUCAUUACAAUCCAUUACAUUCAGUUUACACUAUCCUAAAACCAGGUUGGCAUUGGCCUAACAAUUAUUUGGCGCUUGUUACUAUUUUACUUGUCUGUUUUAUACCCUGCAUACUAUCUCUACAUUUUAGAAGCCAGGUAUAAACCAGGUUUAGAAAAUUUAAAAAUGAAUGCUUAAAAUCUUUUAGAUACUAUACUACAAAUAAGAAAGUCAUACUUAAAGUAAAUUUUGUAAAAAAGAUUUUAUUGCCAAAGUAUAAACUUAGAUAAGAAUGAUGAAUAAAAAAUUUAGGUUUAAAUGAACGUUUUAGGUAACUACUGGAAAUUAGGUAAUUACUAAAUAUUUAAAUUGGCCAAAAACAAAAUCAAAUCUUUUUCAAAAACGAUCUCUAAGUGCCUUAUAUAUUUAACUUUAGAAAUUUUAAAUAUUUUCUAACAUAAAGACGUUAUAUUUUCGGUACUUACCUACUUGAAUAAAAUAUAUCGUGUACUUCAUGUUAUGUGAAAAAAAAAACGUUUGCACUUCAAAAACCUACUACCUAAAGCAUUGAUAAAGCAUUAUAUAGAUGUUUCAAACAAUAAGAAAUGUCUAAACAAUUAUUUAUUUUCUUGUUAACUUCGUAAGCUUUGUCUGAAGAUCGAUUUUCAUUUAAGUAGAGAAGAAGUAUAUAAGGGUGUUGAAUCUGAUAGAAAAUAAAUCGCUUUGACACAGUUCUAAUCAAUUAUUUCUAAUUAAUUAUAUCUAAUCAUUUUAUUUUGUGACUCCAACAGCUUUAUUUGAACAACACCUGUAAUUGUUUUUAGUGUAAAUUAAUACAUACUUAAUUAAUGUAGAACGCUUAGUUUACAGAAUGCAUUGAUUUCCCAUUCAUUUAGCUAUGUCUGACUAUCUGAUGUACCUUCCUAACUAGUUAGCCUACUUAAACACCCUUUUAUCAACUAAUGUAUAACACCAAAUACAUUAACUUACAUCAAUUUAUCUGCAAAACUAUAAAAGCCAGAAUUUGGACAUUAGAAGUACGAAAUGGAUCACUAAAAUCUAACUCGAGUCGUUUACCUAAUCAAUGAAAGCAAAAGAAAAUAAUCUAUAGUCAUAUCUGAUAGAAUUCAUUUAAUCCUUUGAAAAUUAGAUUACUUACAAACAGUAAACAUUGUAAUAACUUAUUAGGUACUGUUUUAAAUGAUGCAAUGUACUUAUUUUUAAACAUUUUUGCAAUUCUAUUAUUGCGCCUACCAAAACAUGUUAACUUUAUGUUGCUAAAAUUGUACUUAUUGAUAUGCGAAAUAAAUCAAGUAAUGUUAAUAUCUAAUGAUUUAGGCAAAGAAAGCGACGUCGUUGACGAUUUUUGUUACAAAAUAUAUAAUUAUGUAUUUUAUAUAAACAUUUUGAACAUAAGCAUAUUAUUUUUGUAAUACUUGCUAUGUUUUAAUUUAAAUGUAAGGUUUCAUAAAAAUGUGUAAUGUUCGCGAGAAUCAAAGAUUUCACUAAAGAUGUAUUAUUUUAGUAGUUACUUAUUAUAAUCAGUGAUCAUUAAGUAGGUACGAGUAGUAAAUAAAUGUAAUUCUUACUGUAGAAUAUUUAUCAAAGUCAUUAGUGAAUUGCUAGAAUAAAAUUAAUUGUAAGUGACACAAAAGUAUUAGAUUAUUUACUUAUAACGUACAUUAUGUUCUAUCUCAUAUUCACACUGUUUUGGUAGAUAAUAUUUUAUGUGACAUUGUGUUAGAUACCUACAGGCACAAUUUAUUUUAAUAGUUGUAAGCUGUUUCUUUAUUUUAAUAAACUCUUUUAAUUAUAAUAUUAUCUGUCUAUAAUUUCAUUAUUACUUUCGUGAGACAUACAAAAUAAUAAUUACAAACAAAGUCUUCAGCUUUAUAAACGAGAAUUAGUGAAUAAAUAGAUAUACCUAUCCCUGUA